AUUCGCGUCAAUAAGGCCAUUUUGUACGAAAGUGGCGUAUACCAAAAACAUUAUGUCACUUCCCUAGUGAAUGUACUUGAGAUCAAGUACUUAGCUACUUGCAAAUUUUCUAAAGUACUUGGUUAAGCACUUGUCAAGCAUUUUUAGAUUUGAUACAUCCCAAGUGCUUGGAAGAACUUCAGAUACUUGCAUAUAUUUCGCAAGUACUUACCAUAUUACCUGCCAAAUACUUGAUGGAGUACUUAUCUAGUACUCAUACUUGUUAAAAUACUUGAUAAGUACCUUUUUUACUUGCAAAAGGCUCCAGGUACCCUGGACAUUACUUACACAAGUACCUUUCUAAGUACUUGAUCUCAAGUACAUUCACUAUGGUUAAACUAGUCAGCUGCUAGACUUUGCUUAAUUAAUAUCUCAAAAAAAAAUCUCUAAGCUACAAGAUACGACAUUCCCCAACUGAGUUGGGCCAACUCUGUGUGUUUCUUGGCUGAAGAGCUAUGAAUUUCACAAAAUAACUUACGUAGAUGUUGGCUUUUACGUGGACAAGCCUAUGUUAGAGAUAUGCAACUCGACUCGCACCCAAACGUUGGGUACGGGUACGAAGUUGUCAGGUACGGAUUGGGUACGGGUCUCGUUUUUCUUAAAUUUACUCGAAACCCGAAAGAUUUUAUUAGAAAACCACAAAAUUUUAGUGAAAAAAUAUAAGAUUUUAGUUAAAAUACAUCAAGUUUUAGAAGAGUUACUUGAGAACGUAAUGAUAACUUGACAUCAACAGCCGAAAAACAAAAGCUUUUAGUUGAAAAACGAAAAGGAGUAAAUUUUUAGGCAUAGGUCAGGUACGGGUCGGAUACGAGUGAAAAAUUUGUUUCGUUGGCUACAGAUCGGCAAACGGUACCCGUGCACAUCUCUGGCAUGUAUGUUUUAAAUAUUUAAUUUUUAUAAUGGAAAAUAUUUCCAUGGACUUGUAAGUUUCUUGACAGAACAUAUCAAAUAGGUUAGAUUUCAAGUGUUACUUUUUUAGUAGAUGACUUUUAUCCAGAUUUAUCUAACUCUUCAUCAAGACCACCUCAAGAAUGACAGUAGGUCAACACUGUAUCUUUACAGCACUUCCUAUGAUGAAUUUACUAUUGAGGACUUUUUUAUUUUAUUCAAAAAUAUAAGAACACUGUUUAACAGUUUCAACAAGAUUUUUUCUCUAAACAAUUAUUCAGGAUUAAUGAUGAAUUUGAUUGUAUAUUUUUACCUGACAAAUUACUGAUGAAAUUUAAUCUUCAGCAAAAGUCUUGUUUUCCUCUAGAAGUGUUUCUAAUUUUUCAUCUAUUUUCUAUUGCUUUCGAUCACUCGAAAUAUACUUAUACAGUGCUAGUCUUUAUUUUUUUUAGGAUGCAAAUGUUUAUAGUAUUCCGUUCGAUAAUACAAAAUUGUUUCUAAGUCUAAUAUAAAAAAAAGUUACAUUUUAUUCGAAAUACUACUACUUCGCACAAAUAUUUGAGCUUAAUUUAUGUGCCUAGUGCUGUUCAGAAAUAUAUCACAGUCAAAAUCUAACGCUUCAUUUUAUCCAUACGCUGUAGAAUUCAAUUUUUCCUUUUGUUCAAUAUUAUUUAAAAUCAUUUCUCAAUUGCACUAAUCUAAUGUAUUGUAUAUGUUGUUGUUUAUAUAGCUGAUGUUGUUAUAUCAUUUAAUUUCAUUUUUCUUUAUUACAUUGUAAAGGAAAUUUCUCUAUUAUUUUUCAUUGCCAACAGCAAAAAUUUAGUCUCAUUUUUUCAUAUAUAUUUUUUUUUAUUAGUAUUUUUAUACGUACAAUAGGUAAAUAGAACAGAUGAGAGAACAUACACAGAUAGAACAAAUUUUUGAAACAUUAUAUUAUUUAUAAGUUUAACGUUUGAUGUACGAAAACUAUUUUGAACAUCUUUUAUAAGUACAUAGUAUCUACAGUAGUACCAACUAAUGCUCCUAACAGGACUAACGAAUACCAAAUAACAAGUAUUUUAUUAUAUCUGACACCUACAUAUUUAGUCUUUGUAAUUGAAAGUACUUUAUUAACUAAAAAUGUAGAAUGUCCUAUCAACUGAUGAUGAACGUCAGCUCACGAAAUAUCGGAGAUCCUACUGUAGUGCGACAUUGAUUCAACUAUACCAAUGAAGGGAUAAAUAUGUUGAAUAUUAAUGUACACAAGAUUAUUUUGCUACUUUUAAAGUUGCGUAAUUGAGAAAUAUCAACUCUCUUAGAAGACUUGGAAUACGUCAAGUACUUCUUUCAGUAGUUGAUUUUCAGAUGUUAAGUAAAAUAAGACAUUUUACUAGCUUUCUUUACUAUCGUUUUUGUUUUUUUGUUCAAGAAUUACGUAUUAGAACUAACAAAAGAUAAAAACUUAAGCCAUAAACAAUUGUUUUAAUCACGAAGAGAAUGGCGUUGAUUGAGCUGAAAAGGUUAUAGACCCGAUAAAUUCGUUCUAAUUGUUGUACAUUUUUUUGAGUUUAGUUUUUUAAUCGUUGUGUAUAACAUCGUUCGAUAGAAAGAAUGUUUUUUUUUUACUUCUCUUUCGCAAUAAUAACGCGAUGUUUACUCUUUUUUUUUUCAUCUCUGUUAUUUUAAUCCCGUGAUUGCUUAAAGUAAUCUCAAUGAGAAGAACGGCGUGGUUGUUGUUUUGUUUUGCUAUUUGAAGUAUUUUUGCAUAAAGGAUAGUUUUCUUUUAUUUAUGUCACUCAUUGUAUACGAGAAAAUAAGGUAUGGCUAAUUUCUAAUGAGGAACACGAAUGUAAUUCCAAUACUCGUGGUUCUACACUACAUGUAUUUAAUACUACCUAUUUUAAUAGAGUAGUUACUUGAGUUCUAAAAAUAUUUAAAUUUAGUUUUUGUAUAAUCGUUCAUUCGUCUUUGUUUCUCUUUUGAUGUUGUUUGAUCUUACAAAGCCAAUUUGGGACGAACUGAGAGGACACCGUUCUCUAACAUUCAUAUAAAAGUAUAAUUAUUUUCGCUAAAAUCUGUCAUAUUUCAGUGCAUUAAACAAACAUAGAAUUAUUUUCUUAUUUUUCAACUAUUAAACAAACUCAUAGACAUUUAUUGUCAGUCAUCUCAAACUAAUAGGGUCAUAUUAUAUAUGUUAUUUACUAACGUCUGAACUCUAUUAAACAAGGGAAUCUCCAAGUGUUCAAAAGUUGAUUGUUGUAUUUUAUUGCUGUAUGUAUGGCCUUUUUCUUGCUUCUUUUCUUUCUUUUUUGUAUGUGUGCGUAUGUGUAUGAAUGUUUUAUCCGUUGUAAAUAUACUAAAGCACAUCCGUUUUGUUUAUACGCAACUGAUUCUUUACCUGUUCAAUUUUCAAAUGGCAUCUCUUUCGUUCUUUCCGCUCGAUAAGAUAGAUCUUUUGCCCGAGAUUAAUAAUCUAUGUUAAACUUGAAAAAAAAUUAUUGUUCUGGAUCUUCCGUGUUUUAAUUAAUUAAAAAACAUCUAUAUAUCUAUCUAUAGGUACACAUAUAUAGUUAUAUUAAAAUGCUGAAGUUAGUUGACAUAGUAGAAAAAAAAAGUGGUGCAGACUUUUCUUUUUGCUCAUCAAAAAACUCAUUGAAGCAAAAAUGAGGUGUUCGCCACACCACUAUGGCUUUUUUUUUCUCCUUUCAUUUCGGGAUUGUUUUAUUUUUCUUGAAAGGUAAAAGAAAAUCUUAUUCUGCAAUAUAAUCUUAUAUAGAACAGUAAAAGAGUUCAUUUUCUUUUUUAUGUCAAUAUAGCAGAAAAAGAAGAAAAAAAAAUAGUUUGACAUGCUCAAUGAUAAAUUUUUCAGUGGCAAAGUUUCAGUAAUAAUACAACAGAAAUCAUUAUUAUUGACAAUUUCACAGUAAGACAUCAUUUAAGAGCUAUUUUUGUAUUUAACUGAUCAAACAGUAAAACAUUCGACUUGUCUAUCAUAAAUGUUAUGCUUUUUCAAUUUCUUCUAGUUAACAGACGACUUAUUUUGCAGAUUUUUUGAAAAUUUCAUUUUAUUUUUUUUCACAGUAGUUGUUAUUCAAGUUGUAUUUUCAAAAUAAAUGUAAACUUGUACAUUUUAGAAAUUUAUUAAACUUUUAAACUCUGAAGUGUCACAGGUGGUUAUAGUUAUACUACCCCUGAAAACCAAGAGAGGAGCAUUUCUGGUAUGUCUGCGUUUUUCCGAUUGUUUUUAAUUUGUUGAUUUUCCCUUGUCGGCACUGUUGUUCUUGUUAUUCUUACUUUCGUCAUUAUUUAUUUAACUUUAAGGAAUUGUUAUACCAUAACCUGAAGAAAUAACUUGAACAAAAUCUCUAAAUUACUUAUAAAUAUCGUGGUUUUAAUCGUGAGAAAUAGAUCAAUCUCAUUAUUGAUCACUAGUAGUAGCGGAGUUUUGUCCUCAUUUCAUUUGUCAUAGUUAUCAAUGUCGCCGCUGUAGAGUUAGUCAACAAUUAAGAACAUCUCUGAUUAAUAGCUUCAGUCCAUCGUAAUUGAAUUUACCCAAUAUUACCUUAACUAUAGGAGAUGAUGUACCAUUUUUCUCUCAAAAAAACGACAAAUCGUUAUACUCUACUAUUUUAUAAACUACGCUAUACAACUUUUUUAACUAUUAUAACAUAUACUAAUGGUGAAUAAUAUUGUGCUUUUUUUUGUCCUUUUUAGAGAAUUCAUUCGUUGUCAAUGAAGAUACAAAUGGUUCAUAUACCUUUAGUUUAGAACAGACAAAACAGACUAUCAAUCCCAUAAAAACAGUACAAUCUACAGCGAAAAAAACUUCUUCAGAUAGUCCUGUCUCUUCGUCAUCGCUUAAAACAGCAGCUACUAAAACUCAACAAUCAUCACUUUCAUCUCCUACCAAAAAUACUACUGUUGAAAAUCAAACAUUAACUAAUAAAAACAAUUUAUUGAAUGAAUUAUUACAAAAACGUACCGAAGUACAACCUAUUCUCAAUAAAAACUCAUCUAAAACUAAUGAGCUAAUUUCUCCUCUUUCUUCAUCCGGUGCUAAAGAUCAACCCACAGAAAACCAAGUUAAAGAGAAACAAUAUCCAUUACCCAAAACUGAACCACCACCACCAGCAAAAGCGCUCAGCAAAAAUCGUAUCAACGAAUUUGCUAAUUUACUAUCAGCAUCUGUCCAUUUAACGAAACCGUCGGAACCACAAAUAUCAGUCAAAAAACAACAAGCAAUCAUUAAUAGAUCAAAUCCAGCCAAAAUAACUAGUACUACACCAACAAUACAUUCACCACCAUCUCCUACUCGCUCAGAAGAUCAAAGUUUUACAUCUGUACCAUCGUUAAGCAGUGAUCGUGAUGAACGUGAUUCAUAUCAUACAGUAAAAUCAAAUAAUUCUGACAAAACAACAAUCGAAUCGAAACCUAUUGAUGCACGCUACAGUGAAAAAAUUGAUGAUCGAACAUCUAUAACAAUAAAAACAUCAAAUAUCAAGGCAUUAUUUGAACAAAAGCUAGCUCUAAAUGAUGGUACAAAAUCACUAUCAGCGUCUAAUGAACAAUUAUUAAAUUUUUCGUCCGACAGUAGUAGUAAUUCAACAACAAGAGAACAUAAACGAGUCCCAGUAUCCUACGGUAGUUUAAAGAAAUCCAUACAAACAAACCAGUCAACAACCACAUUGAAUAGAGAUCAACAAAAUCUAUCACCAAAUCAGUCACCACAUUUGAGAAAAUUACCGCAAAACGAUUUGACAAUGGCAACGAAUAACUACGGCAAAUAUACGGAUCAUGCAUCGAAAGAUGUUGUUAUAGAAGAUAUAGCGCCUGAACGUUCAUUAUAUUUCAAUACAAACUAUCACAUGAACGAUACAUUACGUUCGAAUGAAUCAACUCCAUGUUCAUCAACAAGCAGUCUAGCAUUUGAAAAAUUUAAUAUUAAACCUCAAACACGUUCUCCAUCAGAAUCUCUGAUAGCUAAAGAAAUACGGGAAUCAAACGAAAAAGAAGAAGAACUCAGACGACAACGUAAAAAAGUCGGCUUAAAUUCUGAUCAAGAAGAAAAUGGAUCGAUAGUGCAGAUUGUACCAGAUCGAUCGACGACAGAUACGACGCGCAAACGAGAGACUCGUAGUAAUACAUCAUUCUCAUCAAAUUUAGACUUUUUUACUUCAAAAGCAGCAUCUUCGACUGUAUCAUCACCAUCGUUAAAUCGAAAUACAACUUCAAACGGUUUUAGGGGUGAACGUCGGCCAUCAACUAACACAACAGCAACAACAAUACCACCAGAUCCUAAUCUUAUUUAUGAUUCAUCAGCAUUCUCUAAACCAUCAAGAUCAUCCCAUCAAACGGAUAUAAUUAAUCGUCUUCAUGAUUCAUCCCAAGAUCGUGAAGAUGAAUUAAAACAUAUUAGUCCCGUUGUCACUAAAGAAUUGAAUCGUUUUAAUGAAAACGGUAUAGGAUUAGUUCGUACAUCAUCGACAAAUCUAAUUUUACAUCGUUCAUCAUCGAAUAAUACAUUGCCCAUUAUAGCGAAUGUUGUCCAACGUGAAAUUGAAUUAAAUCGUAUAAAAGAAGCUGAAUUAAGAGAAUUAGGACGUAUCAUUCAUACAUCCGAUGAACAUUCCGAUCCAAGAAAAUAUACAGAACAAAUACCACAACAAAAUGAUAAUAUAUCAAAAAGUCGUUCGAUUAAUAUGUUAGUUAAAACACGUCGAGAUAGUGGAUUAAAUAAUCGUUCAAAAAAUGAAUUUGAUUUUCAUAAUCAAUCUCGAACAAGUCCAUUCACAGCACAUACGAAUAAUAAUGGUAUUUCGAAUCAAAAAAAUGUUUAG
Messenger RNA from Didymodactylos carnosus, 6743 nucleotides. The record is from the annotation of a GenBank genome assembly. Lineage: Eukaryota; Metazoa; Rotifera; Eurotatoria; Philodinida; Philodinidae.